GCCGGCGAUCCGGCAGGCAGCUCAAAGCCGCCCUAUUCCCGUCCCAUGCCUCCUCGGACAGAAUUUGCAUCGUUGGGCGUGUUCAUUCAGUCUGGAAUGACCGAGAAGGCUUGGUAUAGAUGAAUGACAAGAAAUAUAGAAGUUGAUGAAGAAAGGGGGGAUAAGCAACUGUCAGCGCGGGCUACCGAUGGCUGUAAGGGCGCUUGGUACCUUUGUAUGUACACGGAAGUUGCUUAACACCGUGACACAACCAAGUGCUUUCAUCACCGACAUGGACGCAAAAGAAUAUAUGAUAUCUAGCAUAUCAAUUAGUGUCCUCAAACAUCAUCCACCACCCAUUAGACGAUUAGAAUACUCCGUAGCGACAGCAUGACAGCUAAAAGAACAAUAUUCGUGGCGAACAAAUACACAAUAUACAAAACAAAAACAA
This is a messenger RNA of Mytilinidion resinicola, 430 nucleotides long. RefSeq lists its product as uncharacterized. Lineage: Eukaryota; Fungi; Ascomycota; Dothideomycetes; Mytilinidiales; Mytilinidiaceae. Bases 146 to 373 code for a protein of 75 amino acids. The transcript has 2 exons. The record is from RefSeq and is a predicted model, not a curated record.